AUUACCAUCAUGAAGUCCAUCCUCAAGACUCUCAUUGAAACCACAAAAUCCUACCCUGUCAUUGACAAUCAUGCUCACCCCCUUCUUACUGCAGAGAAUAAAGCCUCUUUCCCACUCGAGGCCCUCUUUACUGAAGCAGAAGGUGAUGCUAUAAAGGACUCUGUCCACUCGCUAUCUUGUUUUCGUGCAACUGCUCAAUUGGGGCAGAUAUUGGGUUUGGACGAACCCUCAUGGGAUGACAUAAAGAAAACGAGAAAUCAGAUGGACUACGGCGAUCUAUGCAACCUGCUCAUGAGGCCGACCCGCAUCCAAUGUCUUUUGCUCGACGACGGCCUCGGAGGCGUCGCUGAAAUGGCUGAGGAUUGGACGUGGCAUCGUCAAUUCAACUGCUCCGUCAAGCGUAUCGUCAGGAUAGAAACCGAAGCUGAAGCUAUUCUUGUCCGCAUGGUAAAAGAGUCCGAGUCUGCUCCUGACUUGUUGACUCUGGCAAAUUUUACGCAACAACUUCACAAGUCGCUUUCUGUCAGCGCUGCUAGUGAACAAGUUGUUGCAUUCAAGUCGAUUGCGUGCUAUCGUACCGGCUUAAAUAUCGCCACUUGGAAUUUACAGAAUGACCUUCGCGAUUCUUUCACCUCGGCCCGACAAAAGUGCGCAACAGACGGGAAGAUCAGGCUUGCUCAUAAGCCUUUUAAUGACCAUAUCAUCCGCGUUGCCCUUGAGAUUGCUGGAGAACACAACAUUCCAGUACAAUUCCACACAGGGCUUGGGGACAAUGACAUCUCGUUGGCGUUUUCGUCACCCUCCUACCUGCAGCCUAUCAUCAAAGCUUGCCCCAAAACCCAAUUCGUUCUACUUCAUUCCUCGUAUCCUUACACGCGUGAUGCGGGAUACCUGACUUUGGUAUAUGCGAACGUAUUUCUGGAUUUUGGGGAGAUAUUUCCCAUGGUUUCAGCGCACGGGCAGAGAGCUGUGAUCCGGCAGAUGCUCGAAAUAACGCCGACGAACAAGAUUUUAUGGUCUACCGAUGGACAUUGGUUUCCAGAAACUUAUUAUCUCGGUACGCUUCAAGCUAGAACCGCACUGUGCGAGGUCCUCUCAGAAUUAGUCACUUGUGGAGACUUGACCGAAAACCAGGCGGUCAAGAUUGUGCAGGACGUUCUAUUUCAUAACUCGAACCGAGUAUACAAUUUAGGACUCGAGCCAAACCUAGUACAUGAAGAGAAAUGAUAACGGCUGGAGUCAAUCUGUCGCAUUAUAUUAGCACCUGGACAAUUGAUUAAGUGACCAACUGA
Messenger RNA from Guyanagaster necrorhizus, 1292 nucleotides. RefSeq names its product amidohydrolase 2. Bases 10 to 1227 code for a protein of 405 amino acids. Lineage: Eukaryota; Fungi; Basidiomycota; Agaricomycetes; Agaricales; Physalacriaceae. The transcript is spliced from 6 exons. The record is from RefSeq and is a predicted model, not a curated record. Gene Ontology annotation, molecular function: hydrolase activity.